UGCUGUGGUAUAACUAUGUCAAACGUACAGCUAGCCAUAAGAAUUCGACCAUUCACGGAUAAGGAGUUAAAAUCUGAAAAGGACCGUGUACAGGUCGUCAGUGUGAUAGAUGAAACUUCUGUUGCAAUAACGAAUAUAAAGGUGAGUCUAUCAGGCGCUGGAGACAGUCGCGAGCGUGUGCGUCGUUACUUCGCAGAUUUUACUUUUGAUAGCGCCUGUGCAAGUUCACAUCCUAAUUAUGCGACACAGGAAAAGGUAUUUGAUAGGGUUGGAAGUGAAGUCUUGUCAACGAUAGCAAAAGGUCGUUCGGCCUGUGUUUUAACUUAUGGCCAAAGCGCGACUGGGAAGACCCACACUAUGAUGGGUUCUCCAGAAGAACCGGGAUUGAUUCCACUGAUUUGCCGAGCUUUAGCCAGACAUAACCCUCUGGAUAUAACUGUCAGCUAUCUCGAGAUAUACAACGAGAGGGUUCACGAUUUGUUGGCGACAGAGGUCCUGCCACUCAACUCUCUUCCGAGACGAAAGGGUAACGCGAGGAAGGAUUUGCGGGUGAGAGAAAAUCCCUCUAAAGGGACGUACGUUCAAAAUCUUCGACGGGUACCAGUUCACGAUUUAGAGGCUUUGUUAUCUGUGGUGAGCGAGGGUGCGAGGCGAAGAAGGACUGCUGCCACCAAACGCAACAGCUCCUCAUCAAGAUCACAUGCCUUGCUGGAGUUGUCCACUGCUUCUGCUACUUUACAUCUUGCUGAUCUUGCUGGCAGCGAAAAGUCCGGUUGGGAAGGCUGUGGUGGCAGGCAGAAGGAAGGAUCUAACAUUAACAAAUCACUAGUCGCGCUGAGCAAUGUCAUAUCAGCUCUAGUUAGCGGAGGCUCUGGCCGCGGCAGGUUCGUUCCCUUUCGCGAUUCAGCUCUCACGUGGUUGCUUAAGGAGUGUUUUACGGGCGGAGGAAAAACUUAUAUUAUAGCGACUGUAUCACCAAGUGCAGCCUGCUACGGAGAAUCAGCCUCAACCCUUCGUUGGGCGUCACAAGCUCGACAACUACCAGCGCGACCUAACGUCACUAAAACAGCUGUAACCAAAUCAGAAAUACAAGCGCAGUACAAUCAACUUAUAGCUCAACUAGAAAAUCACUUCAUACAAUACAAACCAGACUUAGCUUUACUGCAAUACGAUGAUAAGCAUUGGAAGUUGCAGUUAAAUAAGGCACAAAACUUAGAUGUUUCAUAUCCAGAAGCAAACAUAGGUAAUAUAAUGAAUGUAGGAUAUUCGAAAUCUGAUUCUCGUAAUCAUGAAUCGACUCAAUCUUCCAUCACAAGCGGAGGUUCGGAUAUUAAUAUGGAAAGAAAUAUGGAAGUCAGAAAUGAAAUUAGUAAAGAAAUAGAUGAACUAUUUGGACCGGCCCUCGAAAGAACUAAAAGCGGAAGUGACAUUGAAGUUGCUGUGCCUCUAAGACAUAAAAAACGUCAAUUCAGAUCACAAGAAGUUCUGCAAGAUGAAAAAUUGUCGCAACGUCUUAAAGAACAUCGUUUAUCUGAUGCUGGUGUUAAUAAUGAAAUUGUUACUGACGAAAAAAAUUACGACAGCACCAAAACACACGUACCAAUACUUUAUGAUAACCAACGCGCUGAGAUCAUAGCGUCUGUAACAGAGAGGUUGUAUUCGAAGCUUAGAAAGAAUGAAGAUGUAUCGAAAUCAGAAUAUACACCUGAUAAAAAACAGCAUGAAACUAAGGUGCAAGCAUUAGGCGAGUUGAAAAUCUGCUCCAAUGCUCGACAACGUUUGAUGGAGAUCAGCAAAAAAGCUUUGAGGAACAAAAGGAAAAUUGGUAUACCAGCACACACUCAAACCCGAAAAUCUGUUAUUCGUGUUAAAGAUCAAGGCAUUGACGUCCAAACGGAUCUUCAAACGUAUGUUAUCGGUACUCAGAACUUGACGUACUUAUUUCGGCAAGACGUCAGUACUGAGACGAUCACAAUGACCCCGAGAGUAAAAGAUAUAGCGAUUGGCUCUCAGCAUGGUACAUUAUAUUGCAAAGAUGGAUCAACAGCGACAGAACAUAGAAAAAUAACUUUAAAAUCGUCCUCUGUGAUGACGGAUAACGUGUCGACAUUCGACCGGUCUACACAAACACACAUACAGCCGCCACCUCGAAGAAGGAGACGUUUAUCAGCUUAUUCAAAGUAUAUAAAAAAAAUAGAAAGUAUUAAGCCAUCUACAGACGAACAUUAUGCCUCACCUGUAAUAAACAUCAAUAUAUCACCCAUUCUUCAAGAAGAUUCUGAAUCGCAGUCAUCUGAUGAAAUAUCAGAUAACCCAUCAAGAGUUAACGAAGAAAAUGAAAGGAGGAGUGCAGUGACUACCCCAGAUCUAUUAUCAAAUCACAAUAGCCAUAUAAAGUUAGAGUGUGAUAAAGUAUGCGACAAAAAUAACACAAAAAAUAUUUGUGAUUGUGAUUAUUCGAAUACAGCAAGCAAUAUCUCUUCAGGAUCAAUUAAUUUUGACGAUUCAGAUACAGAGGAUUUAAUACUACCGAGGGUGACAGUAGAUGCUUCAAGAAAAAUAGGCCAAAAAGAUUACGAGCAAUUAAUAUUAGGUUAUAAUGAUGAUGUGUAUCCGUACAAUAUAAAGUUGUCUCCCACAAGACAAAGGGAUGAAUCUAAGAGAGUUAUAAGAUUCAAGGACAUAGAUGUAACACCAGCAGAAUGUUGCAGUGAUGAAUGGCAGAGAAAAGUCAACACGGUCACGAAUGUAUCAGACGAGGGGAGCGUUGAUAAUGAUUUAGACAACAAUUAUUGUGAAUCGAUAAAAUCAAAUAAAAUAGAGACCGAUUCAUUUGUAUGGAAUAAAUGCGGUUCAGAUACAACUGAUACGACGCCAUGUUCAGAAAGAAAAUCGGUUAAAUCUAAAAGUAUGAGGGCAAAAAUGUAUGAUGAGUUUGACGAUUUCACCAGAGCGACCUGUUUCUGCGCAGGCGCAUCAAACAAUGACGACGAUUAUAAUAAUUCAUAUAAAAAUGCAAGGAAGAGCAGCUUAAAGAGUUCUAAGACCUUCGAUGUUUUCGAAAGGAAAAUAAAAAGCGCCUGCAACAGUUUAGAGAACUCUGUUAAUAAAUACGACGAUUAUUUAAUGAAUUUUAGAGAGAGGAGUAAGCAGAAAUACAAAGACGCUGUUCAAAGGCGGACUCCCACUGAAUAUUUGCAGCAUUUAAUCAGAUUAAGAAGGGAGGCUGUAUCGUCAGACUCUUUCUGAUUAAACAUAAAAUAUAUAAUCUACUAAUAAAUAAGAUUUUCGAUUGUAAGAAUUUAAAAGAAACUAAGUUUUUCGGAUACCAAGCAAUUUUAUUAUCAUAUUUUUAAAUAAUCCAAUGUUGAAAGAUAAUUUCAUCUCGUCUGUCCGUGAUCGCGGUUACUGUAAAGUAAUCGAAACGUCGAGAUCGUGUAGAGAUAAAAUAAAAAAAAAACGCGUAGUAUUCUAAAAAAAUAAAAACUGACUUUCAUUUAUUACGUGCUACUUGAAAGUAGUAGUUGGAAUUAUUAAUUAUUUUAAUGAUAAUUUUAACCUGAAAUACAUGUGCGAUGAGCUGAAUGUUGCUUAUGUGUAUUAAUUAGAUUCAAUAUAAUCAUUUCCUAAUAAUGUUUCAGCGUACGUUUACGUAAGUAAUGUAUUUUUUUUUUGAGUUAUCAAAAAGAUGGUAACGAAAAAUGUUUCGUAUUUAAUAUUGAACUGUUAAUAAAAUACUUCAUAAACUGAAAAUGAAUAGCUCAUCAAAAAAUAUUUUUAUAGUAUAAGGAAAAACUGUAUGUAUGUAUAUUUUCAUAGUUAUCUUUGUUGAUUUCUAUAUGUUGUUUGAUUUUAUUCUGUCUUCUAUACUUUAAUACGCAGAUUGAAAAAAAAAUAUAGAUAGAUUGUUUAAUAUUAAUUUCCCAUCAUCAAGUUUUAAAUUGUAAUCAAUAAAUAUUAUAAAUCGAACCUACCUACCCGCGUCUGUCUGUCUGUCUGUUCGCGAUAAACGGAAAAACUACUGCAUCGAUUAUAUAGCGUGAUUCUCGAGGGAGGUUUUAGUAUAUAAUUUGGUAAGUUUUUGUAUUUACUUGUGUGUACAUUAACGACAUUUGAAGAUGUCGGGAAAACAUGAGCCGUCUGAGAGCUUUUAACGAAAACGCUGCCUAAAGCCUUUGAGAUAUAGCAAAUUAAUAUAUGGUGGAAUUGUAUAUCUUAUAUAGGUCUACAGAAAAGUCUGCGGUGGCAUAUGUCUUUACCUUAAGGAUAACAUACUAUAUGCAUUACAACUUUAAAAAUUUGACAUUCCUAAAGCGUUUAUUGGGAAGUUAUUUACAUAAAUACGGUAUUAAGUCUUAUCAAAAUAAAUAACAUCGUUUUCAAGCCUACAUUUGUAUCUAUAAAUUACUUUUUAAAUAGUUUAAAUCGGGAGUACCAUUUGAUAGUUAUCAUAAUAUAAGUUUGAUAAUUCUCAAAAUGAAAUAGGAUAUUUUAUAUUUUUUGUAAAUAGACCGUGCGAAGCCGGGGCUGGUACCUAGUUUAAUAUUAAUUAGAAGACUUUUCAGUUUCCUAAUAAUAUAAAUAUAUUAUCUGAAAAAUAUUUCAUGUUUUGUGAUUUUGUAAGACCAACAAAGAGUGGUUUUUUUUCAAAUUUUGAUUUAUUUGAAUGUAUCAUUAAGAUUGGAUAAGAUUAGUAGAUACAGUUUCACUAUAAGUCUUUUCUUUAACAACAAACGUUUAAGUUUAUAUUGCGAAGCCUAUUUAUUUGGGAAGUUCAACUAUUCAGCGACAUACGAAAUUAAUGUUGCAAGUCCUAAUUUUCUUUUGAAUAAAAACAAUUAUUAAUUGUCAAAUUAAAAGCAUCAUAUAUUUUCGUCCACACCUCCUACCUUUGAUCUUGUACCUUAUACCUGCCAUUGAUAGAAUAUUGCUUUUAUUUAUAAUAAAUCUGUUUAAAUAAUUUAAAUAGUAGUGUGACCUUAGCCGCAGGUUUUGUAACGCCGGCUCCAGUCUCAAGUGUGAACCUUCGGACGUUAGUCUGCGCUCUUGCGUUAUCGUUGAUUAUUGCGAGCGUAAAAAAUUGCAAUUUCGAAAUAAGUCAAUUCAAAAACAAACAAAAAAAAAAUACUAAUAAUAUAUAGCAAUUGAACAUUUGUA
Danaus plexippus (monarch butterfly) is the source of this 5157-nucleotide messenger RNA. Its product is annotated as kinesin-like protein K39. Gene Ontology annotation, molecular function: ATP binding; plus-end-directed microtubule motor activity; microtubule binding. The record is from RefSeq and is a predicted model, not a curated record. Gene Ontology annotation, cellular component: kinesin complex; microtubule. Gene Ontology annotation, biological process: microtubule-based movement. The transcript is spliced from 10 exons. Bases 16 to 3249 code for a protein of 1077 amino acids. Lineage: Eukaryota; Metazoa; Arthropoda; Insecta; Lepidoptera; Nymphalidae.